AUGAGCGACAUCAUACAGGUCCUUCCGAACAUCGACACCGAACCAUUUGAGAGAGUGCUAGAACGACUAGAAAAGGCCAAUAUCAGCAGCAAUGACUUGAUGACUCUGGGUGCCGUCGAUGUCGCCCGCCGCGCCGACGUAUCCAUCGACCAAGUGCGCGAACUCACCGCAUCUCUGAUCACUCAGCUUCACGCUCAGCUCGGUUUUGACGCUCCCCAAGACAAUCAUGACCACGAGAAAGACGAAUCUGCCAAGUCAGCGAAGGAAGGCCCGGCGUGGUCACACAUCAGUACUCUAGACGACGACCUCGAUGCAGCGCUCGGAGGAGGUUUCCCUGCUGGCCAAGUUUGCGAGAUCACAGGAGAGAGUGCGGCGGGCAAGACUCAAUUGCUUUUGACCUUGCUCCUCGCUGUACAACUACCACCGCCAAAAGGCUUGGGGAAGAGUGCACUUUACUUGUCUACUGAAGCACCACUGUCGACUACCCGCCUGAAUCAAAUCUUGACAAGGCAUCCAUACCUAUCCUCUCUGUUCGAAUCCGAGAAGCCGUCUCUGUCCCGCGUCCAGAGCACCCAACUCCAAGAUCUUGAGACCCAGGACCAUGUGUUGCGUUAUCAAGUGCCUGUACAAAUCGCUCGAGCCAAUGUUGGUCUCAUCGUUAUCGACUCGGUGGCAGCCAAUUUCCGCGCUGAGUUUGACCGUGUUGGCGCCAACUCUUCAGAUGCUCUGGCUCGUCGGAGUCUACAACUGACCCAGCUCGGCGCUCAUUUGCGCGACCUCGCUCGUUCACACAACGUCGCAAUUGUUGUCGCCAACCAAGUCCUCGAUCGAUUCGGCCCUGCCGCCUCGCUUNUUGAUGCUACAGCAACUCCCUUAUCGCAGAACUCUGUCGCUACACAAAUGUCGAGUACCAAUAACAACAACAAUACCUCCACCAUCCCAGCACCGUCUCAACAGCCCCAGCUGCUCCUCUCAACAAAUGAUCCUUUGUCCUUAGACCACCAACAGCGUUUCUUUACAGGAUGGGGCGACCACCGGUUCAUGCGCGACCUUAAGACGCCCUCGUUGGGAUUGACAUGGACAAAUCAACUGUCUGCUCGUAUCGUGUUGCUCAAGCAACCUAUACUCAAGCCCCAGGACUAUCUUCUGGGUCCAGGCAUGGACAUAGUGGGUUGGAGACGUCAUCUCAAAGUCGCUUUCUCGGCUUGGUCGCGUGAUGAUAAUGGGACGGACGGUGUCGAGUUUGAAGUUUGCGAGGAAGGCAUCAGGUCAAAAAGGCCGGAUGAGAACACAGCAACGGUCGAUGAAGCAUGA
This is a messenger RNA of Aureobasidium musti, 1314 nucleotides long. Lineage: Eukaryota; Fungi; Ascomycota; Dothideomycetes; Dothideales; Saccotheciaceae. The record is from the annotation of a GenBank genome assembly.